This is a messenger RNA of Xenopus laevis (African clawed frog), 7773 nucleotides long. RefSeq names its product SUMO-specific isopeptidase USPL1 (gene uspl1.L). The transcript has 8 exons. Bases 2208 to 7379 code for a protein of 1723 amino acids. NCBI's taxonomy places the organism in Eukaryota, Metazoa, Chordata, Amphibia, Anura, Pipidae. The record is from RefSeq and is a predicted model, not a curated record.
AAUAACUGAAAAACCAUAAAUAAUGAAAAGCAAUUGCAAAUUGUCUCUACUUCGUACUAAAAGUUAUCUCAAAGGUGAACAACCCUUUUAAGGGCAGGUAAACCCAACAACCAAAUGUCGCCUGCAAUGCCAAGCAACUUUCCAUAUACAUUCAUUACACGUUGUCUGUGUUUUUAAAGUUAUUUGUAAAUAGAAUUGCAAUUGAAAGUUGUAUCUCUAUCCCUUCUAGUAUUUUUUUCUGCACUACUGGUGUAGCAGAAGCCUGCAGAUUAGCAAGCCUGUAAGGAAGCCUGCACUGCUGUACUCUGCUGCAUUGUAUAAAGACAAUCUAUAAAUUAAUUUACAAACAACUUUAAAAUCACUGGUAUAUUUAAAUGAAUGUGUAUUGGAAUGGCAGGGCCAAUUUAUCCUAGCAGCCAGUGGUUUGGAUAUAUAAAAUGGGUUACUAGGGAAGGGGCAUGAAAAGAGAGACACAAGUAAUAAAAUGUAACCUAAAAAUUGUCGUUUCAGAAAGUGGUGAGAUCACUGUAAGGUCUGGACUGGGAUUCAAAUGAGUCCUUGCAUUUCAAGUACGAAUAGGCCCAAACAGCCCCCACCAGUUCAGUUAAUAGUGACUCUCAAUGGCAUCUUACAGCAGCCCCCCUGGCAUUUGUCAGAACCCACAGAUUAUCAGUCCUGGUCUCUGUCAACCGUAUUCGCAAUUUAAAGUGGAUGGUUGAAAUAGGCAGUAAAGGAGAGGAAUUCAAAAAUUACUAAAAAAACAAAUAUAUAUAUAUAUAUAUAUAUUGAAUUAAAAAUUGUCAGAGUAUUAAUGUGCAUCUGAUGACCUGUAUUGAAAUUCUAGGAAUAACAGCCAUUUUAGUACUUCAUAUCAGGCAGCUGAAUAUAGGCCUUCUCCCUAUUAUUAUUAUUAUUAUUAUUAAAGGGGCAGUUCACAAUUACUUUAAAUUUUAGAAUGUUAUUGAUUUUCUUAUUCUUAGCAAUUUUCUAGUUGCCUAUAUUCAGCUUUUAAAUGAGCUAAUAAACUAGCAUCUCACACAAAACACGCAAAAACUAGAAAGUAGAUGGCACUCUUGGACUAGUUUAAUUGUAGCAGGUAGCUGUCCAAACCUCACACAAAACAGACAGAUUUGUGCCAACACUGAUGUUGUAGCAACUCCGCAUUUACUAGUGCAGGUAUUGGUCUUGUGUGUUGUCCAUGUUAAAAUGCAACAGAAUCCUGAAUUCAUGGUAAAAGCCUACAUGUACAUACAUGCCUUGCUGUAAAAUAUAUGUGUGAUACCUUUGCACUGAUUACUGUGUUAUGUGAACAUUUUCUACCCAGACAACAGGAGCACACUGAAGCCUGACAACUGUACACUGGAGUCUGGAGCUCUACAUUCUCUGUCUUGCUUUAUUGCAUUAAUUGCACACAUUUUGUUUGGUGAGAGACCAGUGGUGAAUGAACUGGUAUAGGGCCAGCAACUACCUCUGUCUGAAUAUGGAUGUAUUCUACGUUAGAUGCCUGUGCACAAGUCUUUUAUAAUAGUUUUCAUUGUGAAUAGUAAGGUGUAAAAUACCACCUUGUGUUGUUACCUUUCAGAAUUAAACCCUGAAUCUGUGGCAAAAUGUGAUCACUAAUACAGAUCCCACAUUGCCGCAGGUUCUGUCAUCUAUCUUGGAGAGAUACAAAAAUAUUUUGUAGAUUAAAAGAAAAGCAAAUAAUGGAGCACUGUAUUCACACCUGUAAAUUAUAAAAUUAAUGCACUGAUCCCCAUGCAAUUAAGUGAACGGGUGGGGAUGCAAACAGGGUGCUUAUUUAUUGUUUACAUGGCCCAGAACCAUAUAGGGGUUACUAUUAUGGGCAUGUUUCUUUAUAUUGGUUGCCAUGUUUUGAGCGCAGGGGGUUCAAAGUAAUUCUUGGAAAGUUUAUAUACCGGACAAUUAAAGCACAAUAACAUUUUCCUUGGCCUUUUGUCAGUACUUAGAACUGCUGUACAAUUCCCUGUGUAGGUCUGACCUACAUUAGUGUGUUACAGUGACUGUGUGAAGUUUUGCUCCUGGGGGUAACCCAAUUUUUUGGGGGGGGGGGGUGAUUCAAAAUUUCUUAUUUUGGGUGGCAUGGUGGUCCAGUAUCAUGGUGUCUCAUGCAAAUAAUACUGUUUUAUUCACUUGUCUUUCAGGGUUUUCUGAUAUGUCCUUAACGGUGCUGGCAGGGUAAAUGUGACAUGAAUAAAGUAAGCCAAUGGGUCACAACGAUGGCUUCAGAGACUCCUGGAUCUACAGUGUCACUGGUUGGACAAGGGUCUAUUUUAGAUAAAUCUUCACUCCACACGGUGGGGUGCUUGGGAAAAAAUGUUGACCCCAGCACAGCUUCUGAAGGUGGAUAUUGCCCAGUGUGUGAGGCCAAAGGCCAGCUGCAAGCUCUCCGGACAUAUCGCAUUAAUUUCACUCAGUCAAUAUAUCUCUGUGCUAAUCCACAGUGCAUAUACCCCUUGGGAUACACACCUCUGGAUAACAUAAUUGCAAACACGGCCGAUUUAAAGAAACGCCAUAUCCCAGGCAAGCAGAAGAAGCGGCAUAUUUUAGAUGCCUCUGUAACAACUAACUGCGUAAAGAAGCACAAAACGGAUUAUUCAGUUUCUGGUGAACACAUUUUAGAAAGCCUGGUUUCAUCUCCACAAAUUGAAAGCUACAAAUCCCUGUUUCCCUGUGUGCCUAAAGAAUCUCAUGCAAGUGUACCUUGCCCUUUAGAGAAUAUUCAGGAAGGAAGAAGUCAGCAGCAAUAUGUAAUGGGCGACAUUUCGGUCGGCAAUUCUACCACAAGUCCACAUGAUGACAGGGCACCUUUUGUUGAAAUUGCUCAAUGGGACUCUUCAAACCAACCUGGUCACCUGCAAAAAGACUUCAAUGAGCUUCAGAAAGGAACUGUACAAAAUCAAAUUAUGGGAACUACCAUUGCAUCAAUGGAUGUCCCCUCUACUACAAAAUUGAAUGUACCUGCUACUAAAGAUAUUUACAAAUUAUCACAACCAGUGAAUGCUAUUAAUGACCCGCAAACAUGUAUAAACCAAAAUACAGAAGCUCAGGUUUUAAAUGGAUAUACAAAUGCUGAAGCUGAUAUGGGAGGUCCAUUGUCUGUCCUUAGCACUUUUGCACCUCCAGGCUCAUCUAGUUUAAUGCUUACAGCUUUAACUGUGGGACAAAAACAAAGUGAUAUAACAAGUUCCUCCUGCAGGGGUGUUCGUGUUGAAAAAGCAGCCCCAGAGAUACCUCUAUUAUUAAAUGCUGCCAUGUCUGACUGCAACAGCGAGAAUGUAUUACCAGAGGCAGCUUCAUUGCUAGAAACUGACAUUUCAGAAACCUGUAGUAAGAUACAAGACGGUGAUAACUGUUUUGGACAUUUACCUUCAUCCACGUUGGUUAGAGGAAAUCCUCCAAUGGAAGAGAAUGACCUGAAAGACAGAUCCAGCCCAUACAGCAAAAACGCUUCCUUUGAGAAAGUAGAACCAGAGGGAGUGCCAUUGUUGGAAGACAAUAAAGGUCAAGCUCUGGUUGUAUCAUCCACAAGUAAUCAGUUGUCCUUAAUAAAUGUAUUGGAUAACAUUAAUGCAAUAAAUAAAUCCUCAGAUUCAUGUCAGCCCUUUAAUGAGAUACAUCUUGAGCUUCCAAUGGAUGGAAAUGAUCGCACUGUGCCUUAUAGUGCUAGCAAAGGUAAUGCUUUUGGGAAUUGUAGUAAUGUUAAGAGCCUAGAGCAACCUCCACUGCCUGAGGUUAUACCUAUGGAACUAUCUAAGAGCACAAGCAACAGUCAAAGCACUUGUGAACCUCAAGCUGCAUUGAUUCAGCAGUGUAAUAGUUCUUCUGAGCAAAAAAAUGAAGGAAUUACAUUGUUGAAAUUAUCUAGCUCUUUGCAUAGUGAACCAACUGAGUUGGAAGAUUGUGGAAAUAAAAUGGGAUAUGGAAGUUCAUUAUCAAAUGGGGAAAUAUCUGACUUGUGUAAGACACUAAACGAUCAAAUUCAUUCUUCACCACAAGCAGUUAAAAGCUUGGUCACAGACAUGUGUAAUAGCAAUCUGUGCAAUAGUAUUUAUUUAAAAGAUGGUGGAAAAAUACGUUCGGAGGAAACUACAGUACCAAGUUGUUUGCAACUAGAACAGAGUGUGCUGUAUAGCCACACCGUGUCUAACCCUGCAGUUACUUGUCUGAUUCAUGGCACUGGACCUGAAUUUAAAGUGUUGGACACAUCAGAGGAGGAGUCUGGUCCAAUUUGUAAAGAACUCUAUGUGAGCAAUGUAAUCCCAGAUGUAACUCCAGUGAAAGGACCACAGGAUAUGUCUCAAAACAAUGUACUGACCGAUUUGUCUAACUCUUUAAGCAGUGAAAUUACUAAUGUAGAAGAAUCUAGUGUUAUAGCUGCAAAUGAAAGUUCUUUAUCCAAUGGAGAAACAUCUCCUUUAUAUCACAAAACGAGCAGUCCGACACACACUGAGCCAAAAGCAAACACAGUUUGCACAGAACUUUGUGACCGUGUUCUCAGCAAUAACUCUGUUCUGGAAAGCAGUGAUCGCAUUAAUCAGGAGAACGCUCAAGUAACAAUUUCUACACACCCAGAACAGAGUAAGUUGUACAGUCUUGGGGCUGAAACUACAGCCACUCCUUGUUUAUCUCAUAGUGCUGAACAGCCAUUACAAAUUUCUGAGACACCAGGGAUGGGGUGCUUUCCUGUGUGUGAGGAACCCACUGUUGUACACGAUAUGAGCAAUGUAAAUCCACUGAGAGCCUCCCUUGAUACUACUCUGGGCAAUUCGGAUGUUGAUUUUGGAAGAGAAAAGCAAAAUGAGAGCUUUGCAACAGACAGUUCCUUAAUGCUUACUGAUGAUUCCGUAAACGACCCAAAGAAUGGAGAAUCUGUAUUGUCUUUGCCAAAGGGGAGCUUGGAAGAUGGCCGUCCUGCAGUAAAAUCAAACUGCUCAGAGAAUACAUCUUCAUCAAGCAUGCUCAAAGCCUUAAAUGGUGCCCUAACAAACCAUUCUGUGGAAAACGGUUCCCAGGAUGCCCUAUGCGAAAAAAAGCUACUCCAAUGGAGAAACACCCUGUUCCUCUGCUGGCUGGACUGCAUAAUGUCUGCCCUGGUGCAUUCGGCUGGCCUGAGGAGUAUUGCGGCCCAACGUGAGUCUGCUGAAAACUCUGUUAUUCUCCAUCUGCUGAAGAAAUACAAGGAGGCCAAUGCGUUGAUCAAAAGCACAGCCAAAAGAGGACGUCCAAAGAAUUUGUCUCUGGCUGAAAACAUUCUGAAUAGAGUGCGAAUGACCAUCUUUGAAGAAAUAAAGCCCUUCCUAAAAUGUGAAUUGGGAGAUAAAGAGAGCCCUGUGUUUGCUUUGCCAUUACUACUGCAGAGGGACCCGGAGGUAGAAUCCUGUUUUGUGCACUCUGGUGUAUGGAAAUUUACAUGCAAGCUAUGUGGCUACCAAUACCAAAAUAAGUGCAAAAGAACUCUGACUACAUUCACUAAGAUCCUCCCUGAAUGGACUCCCCUAAAUGCUAUCCAUAGAUCGCCCUGCAACAAGUGCCUGGAUACGGAUCAGAGACGCACAUUUAGUAUAGAAAAAAUCCAUGACAUAUUCAUACUUCACUUUGUGGAAGGACUGCCAAGCAAUGAUUUAGGGACGUACUCGUUUCAGUUCGAGGGAUACCUGUAUGAAGUCAGGACUGUAAUCCAGUAUAGAGAAGACCAUUUCUCAUGUUGGAUUGCUAAAGAUGAUGGUACAUGGCUGGAAUCUGAUGACAUGAAAGGGUAUUUCUGCAUAAAACAGAACACUUUUGAGGUUCCUGCUUCAGAAAUUCAUAUUGUAAUGUGGGAAAGGAAGGCUACCAACAGCAGUGGAGCACACAAUACAAUGGCUCCUGAAACCGAAGACAAAGCACUGAAUUGUUUAUUGUCGUCAGUUUCUCAGACCCUGCAUCAAUCUGCUGUAGCUGCUCCAAAUGCUGCAUCAUCACCUCCAAAAGAGACUCUAGUUGCUUCCAACAUACUUUCAGGAAUGGAGGGUUAUCGGGAUGAUGAUAUUAUAACGCUGACUCUGAUUGAAAUUCCAGUUGAUGCUUCAGGAAAUGUGAUUGACAACAACUCUGAGGCAUCUCGGCAACAACCAAGUGCCUUUGUCGAACAAUUACAGUCUCCUCUUAUAUCCCCUGUAACCCUCCAGUCUGUCAGUUCCUAUAUUCCAACUGCUGAUGGGCAAAAUGACCACAAUUCAUGUUCUGGCACCAUGCAGGGAAGCUCUUUUGCUGGUGUUCCUCUUCAGGCCCCUAGCCGGCCCAGUCCUCCCGCCCCUAGCCGGCCCAGUCCUCCUGCCCCUAGCCGGCCCAGUCCUCCCGCCCCUAGCCGGCCCAGUCCUCCCGCCCCUAGCGAACCCAGUCCUCCCGCCCCUAGCGAACCCAGUUUUCCCAUCAUCUCCAGUACUCCCAUCCCUAACAAGUCCAGUUCAAAAAAAGCCUUUUUUGGAAGUUGGAUGAAGAGUCUGCAGAAUAAAAACCCUCUGUUCCUGCCAGCCAAUGUGCCCAGUGCAAAUAAGAAAGCUCCAAUUCGAUGUCCCCUGCUGAAGACUACGGACUUGCAGGCAUCUAAUAAACAGGCCCAGUGUUUUGAUGGGUUUAAAGCUAAGCGUGUCAGUGAUGCAAUCGACACAAACAAUUGCCAUGGUGUAGUUCCCAUGAAAGAUAAUUUCACUGCACCCAAACCUGCUCUCUCUAGCCAAACAUUCCAGUCACUGGGCUCAAAUCGACUCAAAAACGGUCAGAUAGGACUUGCUAAAGAGUUGGCAAAAAAGGUUGCUUUGUCUAAGGAGGAUAAGGUCCGUAGGCUUAGACUAAAGCUGCUGAAAAAGCUGAAGUCUAAGAAAAAUGAACUGGCCACAUUAAAUAUGUGUGGAAAGUCACAGGCUGGUAGUGAUCCAAGCAGCCACCCACUGGAGUUGAGCAGCGCCAGGAGGCGUGAGCAAUUACGCGGAUUCUUACAGGAACUCCAAGACCAAAUAGAUAAUGCUGACACUGAGUCUGUGUGCACCAUGAGCUCCAGCACGUCGUUAUGCAGCAGUCCAGGAGAUGCGGAAUUCUUUGCGGAAUUAUUCUCCCCGCCCCCUACGAAUACCGAGCAGGACAGCAUGGAGGACAGCAGGUUUUUAGAGAUGUAUGUAGAUGGUUAUGCAACAAACACCCCAACUAGCAAAGAAGUCCCGCAGAGCGCCAUCAGUAUCGGCCAGUCCCAUCCACAGACACACGCCUCCGACAGCCACAAUAGCUCCAACACGGGAGACGUUUUCCAUGGCAUGCUUUCAACCCCCACAAUGCACAUGCUGAACGAGGAAUAUUUUUCACCUUUUGAUGAUAUGUUUUAAACUAACUCUGUAUUCACCUGCAUGAGAACAUUGGCCCAAAGCUGGAAGCAUGCGGGAGCUUGGCAACCACACCCAGAAAUCUUUGAUUGCACUUAAACAUCAAUCCUUUUAUGCUAACAGAACCAAUCAAAAGCAUAAUUACCGAUUGAUUGGGGGGGGGGGCAAUUAAACUGCAAAUGUUUCCACCAAUCAGAUAUUUGGCUAAUUUUGGAUUUUCCCAAUUGAUGUAACUGCCCCUAGAAUAUCCGUGUGAAAACUUCCUGCCUUACUUGAAAUGUAUGUUGUAUUUUUUGUUCUAGUCCCCCCUUAGGAAUUGUUUUUAGUGUGGAAAGAUACUAUAUCUGUCAAAUUAAUAUUUUGGACUAUUAAAAAACCUGCAAAUGUUUGAACAUUA